Molecule: messenger RNA, 3258 nt
Organism: Haliotis rufescens (red abalone)
Lineage: Eukaryota; Metazoa; Mollusca; Gastropoda; Lepetellida; Haliotidae
Exons: 3
Coding region: 1646-1927 (93 amino acids)
Source: RefSeq, a predicted model, not a curated record
GGAUGCCAUUUGGACAUAUAUGUCCCUACACAAAACGCAGUUGCUGUGCCAGAGGGACAUAUAUGUCCUUCUGAAACAUCAUGUUAAAAGAAUUGAAAUAAAAUAUUUUUGGAUUACCCCAAGCCCAUAGCAAUUGCAACAUCGCAAAAAGCAGUAAAUUUCCAUCACAUCUGUGUCAUUUUCACAACUCUACUGUCAAUAAAUAACGCAUAUGGAGUUAGUCAAAUUCCCCUUGUUUACACUUUCGUUCAAAUGUGCCGCCAUUGAAAUAUUUUUUCAUUUCGAACAAAUUGCACCGACUGAUUGAAAAUCCAUAUGCGAAGGAAUGUUUGAAACCUUCAUAAAUAUUUUGGUUAAAAGAUUGAAAAUGGUCAAAUAUCUACGCAUCUAUGUAUUAAUUAGCUAAUGAAACCAACUAAAUGCCCAGUUUAUCGAUGGUGAAUGGAGUGUAUAUAUUUUUUUUACAGUAUUUGUUCAAGGCCUCGUUCAUCACAUUCAUAUCAAAGCGUAUUCAAAAACAUUCAUACAGUUAUACAUACCUACUGACAUCUUUUAAAAACAGUCUGUGUGAAAAUGUGCCACUCCUCAUAUUCAUACGUAUACUUAGAAAUUCCAUUCAUGCUUCCUAAACCUCAAAUUCUGCAAAAACACAGAAAAGGUACCGCAACUUUUUAGCCGAAACUUAAAACAAAAUGGCGACCGAAGUUGAAGGUCGCUUAGCGGUACUUUUCAUGAGAGAAAACAAGUCGAAAGCAUGUCUCCCAGAAGAAACGAAAACGCACAUGGUAAACUUUGACACACCCUCUUGGGUCUGUGUUGUUCAUGUUUUGUGACUGAUUAUAUGUAAGUCACGUUUUCGUAUGUUUAAUGAGGCGACCCAAUUUAUUACAAGACGUUGAAAAGUAGGUUGGUAGCAACGGCAUAUAGGAUCUUAUGCAGUGUCGAAUAUAUUUAUAAUUUAUUGGUUAUAUAAGUAUAUAAACAAGAACUAUAUGAUGUUGAAUUAUGAACGUGUAAAUGUCAGUUAAAAUUACUUGAAUACCGGUCCCCGAUGAAUCUAUAUAUUUAUUAUUAGUUCGUAUGUCUAAAUAUAAAUAGCUAGCUCUUUGACAGUAGAAUUCAUUACUAAAUUAUUAAUAAUCUUUCGUUUAAUUUCAGUAUGUAAAUUUGUAUUCAUGCGGUUUGUUAUUGUUAAAUACCUUAUUAUUAUUGCAAGACUAAGUUUUUUUAUUUCACGAAUACAAAUGAAGCUGUUACGGUUAUCGACAGUUGGUUUCAAUCAUCCACCAUAACGGGGAUGGCAAGAGCGGCAAAUUUCCGAUUGUUCGUCUGGAACGAAAUACCGUGACCCGCGACCUUUGACAUGCAACGUCACAGAGGUUACAGGUGCCCGAGUAAAACAAAAUAAAGUUUGAUGUUGAAAUCACCAACAGUGUUAAAUAUGACAUCCAAUGUAAAUAUUUAUACAUUAUAUGCUUUAAUCUUUAUCUUCGUGCUUUGUUUAUCGAAUCAGCGCGAUGAACACAAAUCAAAUAUAAAAAAAACGUUCGCCUCCCGCCGAGAGCAUGAAUAUUCAUAGGGAUAAAAAUAGCCCCAUGUGACAGACGACAACAUUGCGAUCGAAGCUGUCCACCAAGAAGGAAUAAUGUCUGCGGUGGGAAUUGGCGACGACGAUGAUUUGGGGGAGUCGGACUUCGAGUCGGACAUAUCCGUCGAUUCUCUCGAUUCCGACUGCGAGUCCGACUCCCAGGAAGAGAUAAGCGAUCACGAGGAAAAUAACCAAGAAGGGGCAGGGGCCAAACCAAUGGUCCGUGGCCCCUGGCCGCCCGUGCUGGACACAGACAGCUUUGACCUCGGCAACAGCAUUGACUUUGCCGAGGAGUGCGGCCCUGUCAACCCUCCAGACAUUCCUGAACACCCAUGGUAGAACGACCUCCCGUCUGGACUUCCACAUGUCCCUUCUCCACUCACUCGUCGGGAACACUCUUGUGAAGAGGAGGACUGGCAGGCCCAGGACCCAGCCUCCUUCCCAACGACUGACCGGACGUCACUUCAUAGAAGUGCUGCCUGAAGGGAAGAGGAAACAGUGUGUUCUCUGCAGAAAGAGACAGAGGACCUUCGAUGGCUCCGCAGGAAAGGUCAGGACCUGGUGUCCUGACUGCCACAUUGGUCUCUGUGCACGCUGUUUCCGUCAGUAUCACACAGUUGAUCACAUUGAAGAGUGAAAGGCUGUGUGUACUGGCAUAUGAUUGAACAUGACUCAUGUUCCAUCAUAUCAACCCUUCAAGCAGUUUCCCCAUCUGUGUGCUUCAUUGUAAAUAACUAGUGAGUGAGUAGGACUUACGCCGCACUUGCAAUAUUCAAGCGACAUCACAGCGAGUUAUUGUAUCUAUGUACUUAUUGUAAAUGUUUCAUAUGUGUGUAUAUAUAUUAAAGGAUGUUUUUGUGAGAGAGUAUGACCUAACGCCGUAUUUGCAAUAUAACAGCAACAUCAUGGCGAUUCAUUGUAAAUAGAUCAUUGUCUAUUGUAUAUGAUUAUGUACUUAUUGUAAAUGAAGUGAGUUUGUCUUAUGCCUCUUUAAGCAAUAUUCCUGCAAAAAUAUGUCAGUUUAAUGUAUUUAUGUUCAUAUUAUGUUCUAUAUUUAUUGUACAUGUAAUUAUUGUGUGUUUGUAAGGAUCUGUUGAUGAGUAGGACUUCCCACUGAAUCUGCAAUAUUCCAGCAACAUCGCAGGGAAUCUUUGUAAAUAGAUUGUAUAUAUUGUAUAUUGGUACUUACUGUAAAUACUCAAUGUGUAUAUAUAUAUAUUUCAGGAUAUAUCUGUGAGAGUAUGACUCCAUGCUGUAUUUGCAAUAUAGCAAAUUAUUUGCAAUAUAGCAGCAACAUCACAGCGAUUCAUUGUAAAUAGAUUAAAUUAUAUCAAUGAUAUAUAUUAUAUAUAUUUACUGUAAAUAGAAAAUGGAUUUGUGUAUAUAUAAAAGGACAUGUUGGUGCAUGAGUAUGAUUCAACGCCACAUUUACAAUAUUCCAGUUAAUUCGUGGCGAUUCAUUGUAUAUGGAUUAUUGAUCUUUUGUUCACAAUUAUGUACUUCAUGUAAAUAGAGUGAGUAUGAUUCAUGCCGCUUUCAGCAGUAUUCCAGCUAAGAUGCGGCCCUUUUUUUAAACUUUAUUGUACAUAGUUUAUAUAUUAUUCACAUGUAAAUACUGUCAAUAAAUAUGUAUAGAUUGAGAGAUUUGUACAUUUGUCUUAUAUAUCUCA